AAAGUUCCAUGUCCUCACCACGCCUCCGCCAGCCACUUCCUUCUCUACUCCCAUAUUAUUCCGUGUCUUCUCUAUAUAUUCUGCCCUCUUCUUUGUAGAGUUGACAAUCCGCUUACCUCACCAAUUCGUGCUCACUGCAAUAUCCUAGCCUCGUCCUCCCAAUCUCACCUCUCAAGCCUGACCGAUCCCACGUGCAAAUCCACAUCCUCCCAACAUGCCUCCGAAAGGUGCUCCUAGACGAGGGGCACCGGCCGGCACAGCCAGCCGCGCCAAUGCAUCCGCAACCGCCUCGGCGAGUCCCGCUCCCAGCGCCACCCCCGGCGACUCUCAAACCGCAGCCCCCGGCCGAGCCCCCGUCCAACGACUCCAAUCCCUCAAGAAACGCACACCCUCCGGCAGCAUCGGACCGGCCGCGAAGCCUCCGGCAGCGGCAGGGCCACCAGCUGGUCCCGGCGAGCCCGCCAAGCCUACACUCAAAUACAAGCCCCGAGCCGUCGGCCGUCGCAGUAAGGAGGAACGAGAAGCGAUCGAGAAGCUCGAAGCGGAGCGCCACCGGGAGCGACUAAAGGAGGCCGCAGCCAUCCAGCGCGGCCGGGAUCAGGGUGGCCCUGGUGGUCGAGGCGGGUUUGGUCGGGGUCGUGGAGGACCCAUGGGCUCGGCUGGGCCCUUGGGGUCGGGUAUGUCUGGGCGCAGGGGUCGUGGAGGACGCUUUGGGCAAGAUUCAAGACACUCGUCGAUGUCGAGACGCAGUCGCUCGGUCAUUGAUCUGGGAAGUGCGGCAGCGAGUCACAACAUCUCAUCCGAUGAGAGUGAUGGCGAACUGCGCAUCAGUAUUGACCAGAUCAACCUGGAUAGCGAUGAGGAUGAGGAUCAGGCCAUGGUGGAUAGUAAGAAGGGCAAGGCGGCUGUGAAGUACGCGGAUGCGGAGAAGGGGUUGCGGCCGAUCCGGGUCGAGAGACAUGAGCAUGAGGAGCGCGUGGUCAGUGUCAAUAUGGAGUCGAGCUCGAGCAAAUCGGCGGAGCUGCGCGAGAAGGCCAAGGCGCAGACGAAGGAGGAUGAUGCGCUCUUUGUGCAGGAUGACGACGAUUCCACUACACAGGAGGGAGAGCCCAAGGUCAAGGCUGAGCCUACGGAUGACGACCAGGUCAUGACAGAUGUGCCGCGUGCGGAGGAGCCUGCUACGACGGAUGAUGGAUUGCUACCGGUGCAGAAGGUGAAGGUGCGCAGGAAAUUGACACCCCCGUCGACCGAAGCGACGCCACAGCCAGAACUGGAAGCCCCUACGGCGAAGGACCCGAAGAGUCUACUACGUACGAAGGAGGAUAUUGAAGAAUACGAGCGACACGAGCAAGACCUGGAGAUUGUCAAGGACCUCUUCCAUAAGGAGCCGGAGCCUGAACCCGAGCCGGAGCCUGCGCAACCGGAGGCUCCGGCUGAAGGAGAGGCCCCGGAAGUGGUUGCGAAUGACCAGGAUAAGGAGAAGGACAAGGACAAGGAAGGCGCGGAGGAAGGGAAGGAAGAGGACACAAGCAAGGACAAGCUGGCGGGGCAGCUGUUCUUGAUGCAGUUCCCGCCUAUGACGCCGAACCUGGUGGUCCCGGGCAGUGAGAAGGCCACGAGUGAAGCUACAGUGCCUAACGGCCAGUCUGCGCCGGAGGGCAGUGGGUCGGAGCAUGCAGGCGUUAAGCGCGAAGACGGCGUGGAGAUCCUGGAGGGCGGGGAUGAUGCCGGGGCAACGGGGAGCUCGUCCAAGGUUGUAACUGCGGCGGACUGGGGCCUCAGCGCGGGGCGUGCAGGCAAGCUGAACGUCCAUGCGUCGGGUCGGGUGACGAUGGACUGGGGAGGUAUCAGCUUCGAGUUGGACCGAGCCACGGCAGUGGACUUCCUCCAGGAAGCGUUGAUCGUGUCUACCCCGCCCGGCGCGGUGGACGAGGAGUUUCCGGACGACGAGAAGAAGGUGUGGGCAAUGGGCCAACUGAGUGGCAAGUUCACGGUUACACCGGACUGGGGGAAGAUGCUGUGAUGGGUGGGGGAGAAGGCUGGGGGGGGAGUGUUGAUGGCGGUGUUGUGGUGUUGGAGUGUUUAUUUGGAGGCAGGGCACUCGGGGUUUACGUCAUGCGGGAUGGCUGGGACGGGACAAUGACGAUCGGAUGUUUGGAUAAAGAUAGAACUGUCAUCAUGGACGAUCAAUGAGAUGUUGCUGGCCUUGGAACCACCGACGAUGGACCGGACCAUCCAUGGCUGCCCAGCGAGGGUAUACGUAAGAAGGCAGGCCACACCACCGCCAUGUGUCACGGCCCUGAUGUAGGGUCGUUCGAUCGUCGUGAGUAGUCUUCAAUGACUCCGACUAGCGCUAUAAUUAGUGUUGGACCGGAUACACAGUAGACGUUUGUCGGAGAAUUGCGUGGACAAUGCAUCGAUAGUUGAUGCUAGAUGCUGAACAAUAUAU
Aspergillus sclerotioniger CBS 115572 is the source of this 2449-nucleotide messenger RNA. RefSeq names its product putative DNA-directed RNA polymerase III RPC4. The transcript has a single exon. NCBI's taxonomy places the organism in Eukaryota, Fungi, Ascomycota, Eurotiomycetes, Eurotiales, Aspergillaceae. Gene Ontology annotation, molecular function: DNA binding. Gene Ontology annotation, biological process: transcription by RNA polymerase III. Gene Ontology annotation, cellular component: RNA polymerase III complex. The record is from RefSeq and is a predicted model, not a curated record. Bases 215 to 2023 code for a protein of 602 amino acids.